Messenger RNA from Wallemia ichthyophaga EXF-994, 1032 nucleotides. Its product is annotated as Glycerol-3-phosphate dehydrogenase 2. Gene Ontology annotation, cellular component: nucleus; glycerol-3-phosphate dehydrogenase (FAD) complex; cytosol. Bases 1 to 1032 code for a protein of 343 amino acids. The transcript is spliced from 3 exons. Gene Ontology annotation, biological process: carbohydrate metabolic process; glycerol-3-phosphate catabolic process. The record is from RefSeq and is a predicted model, not a curated record. Gene Ontology annotation, molecular function: NAD binding; protein homodimerization activity; glycerol-3-phosphate dehydrogenase [NAD(P)+] activity. Lineage: Eukaryota; Fungi; Basidiomycota; Wallemiomycetes; Wallemiales; Wallemiaceae.
AUGGUUAAAGAAUCUGUUGCAGUUAUUGGAUCGGGCAACUGGGGAUCAGUUGCCGCUAGAAUGGCUGGUCAAAGCUGUUUAGAGAAGCCUGACUUAUUCGAAAGAGAUGUCCCUAUGUGGGUUUUCGAAGAACAAGUCGAUGGUAGAAACCUCACAGAUAUCAUCAACGAGAAGCACGAGAAUGUCAAAUAUCUUCCUGGCGCUAAAUUCCCUGAAAACGUUAUCGCAAACCCAGAUCUCAUUGACACGGUUGAAGACGCAACACUCCUGAUCAUUGUCAUCCCCCACCAAUUCCUUCCAAAGACUUUAAACACCCUUAAAGGCCACAUCAACCCAAAAGCACGCGCUGUUUCUCUCAUCAAAGGUGUUGAAGUCGUUGGUGAUAACAUCAACAUCUUUGCAAAGGUUAUUGAGCGUGAAUUGGGAAUUAGAUGCUCUGCUCUCUCCGGCGCAAACAUCGCCAACGAAAUUGCUCUCGAAAAAUUCAGUGAAACUUCCAUUGGUUACGCUGACAGAAAAGAUGGUGAAAUUUUCCAAAAACUCUUUGACAGACCUUACUUUAGAGUUUCCAUCGUUGAAGAUGUUGAAGGUGUUUCUCUCUGUGGAGCAAUGAAGAACAUUGUCGCCAUCGCUUGUGGUUUCAACGACGGUAUGAACUGGGGUGACAACACAAAAGCUGCAAUCAUGAGAGUUGGUUUGCUUGAAAUGAAGAGAUUCUGUCAAGACUUCUUCCCUUCAUGCAAAGAUGCUACUUUCGUUGAAGAGUCUGCAGGUGUUGCCGAUCUCAUUACCACCUGUCUCGGUGGUAGAAACCGUAAGGUCGCCGCUGCUCACGCUGAAACUGGUAAAUCUUUCGAGCAACUCGAGCAGGAAAUUCUCGGUGGUCAAAGAUUGCAAGGUACAGGCACUGCAAAGGAAAUUCACGAAUUCCUCAGCCACAAAGGCAAGGUUGACAAUUACCCUCUCUUCAAGACUGUUUAUGAGAUUGCCUUCGAGAACAAGCCUGCUAAGGAGCUUACUUCUAGACUUUAA